AUGGCAGCGCCUACUUCAGGUACUGAGGCAGCAGCCAGCGCAGCCAGCACAGCCAGCGCAGCCACUGCGCGUCUGGGGGGAAAGAGGUCAAAGAAGAAGGCUCUGGCCCAGGCCAACGGCUAUGCCGCCGAAAGCAGCGGCCGGCGCGGACCUAGUGGGCAGGAGCUCCGUGGGCCCAUGCAGCGCACCACUGCCGUGGAGGUUGUGCCGGAGGAUGUGGAAAAUCCCUUUCAGACCCCGGCCAUCGAGGCUGAGAAUGUCCACAAGGUUUACGACACCAUCGCAAGCCACUGGAAUCACACGCGAUACAAAGCAUGGCCAAGGGUAGAGGCCUUCGUGCGCAGCCUGCCAAAGCAUUCGCUGGUGGCGGACCUGGGUUGUGGCAAUGGCAAGAACCUGCCCCAUGUGAAGGAAGCCUGUGGCUUUGCCGUGGCAUCGGACAUCAGCGCACCCUUGGCGCGGAUUGCCGCAGAGGAGCAUGGGGCCAGCUGCAUGGUGGCAGAUUGUCUGACCACCCCGCUGCGCGCCGGUAUCUUCGACGCGGUGCUGUCCAUUGCGGUGCUACACCACCUCUCGACCCCUGCGCGUCGAAUACAGGCUCUGCGAGAAGCCGCGCGCCUGCUCAGAGUUGGAGGUCAGCUGUUGGUUUACUGCUGGAGUUACGAGCAGGACGACGAGCGCUCGCGCUCUAGACAUCGCUUUGUGGCCCAGGACGUCCUGGUUCCCUGGAGUUUUCGAACGCCUGGCCUGAAGAAGGGAAAGGCCGCAGCUACACCGGCUGAAGCCACUGGUGCAGUUGCUGCCGAGGAGGGCGAAGGUGUUUCCGGCACCCCUGAGACAUGGGAAGAGCAGCCCCCAGUGUGCCAAAGAUAUUGCCAUGUGUACAGGGAGGGUGAGCUUGAUGAGCUGUUACAGGAGGUGCCGGACCUAGUUGUGCUGGACAGCGCAGCUGGCACGUGCAGAGUUGGGUGGUGGUGCAGGUUACUUCGACACUGGAAACUGGUGUGCCAUUGCCCAGCGAAGAUGAGCGCAAUGAGGCCGGGCUGCUGUCGUAAGCCCCAGACAGUGCCUGGACGCUGA
Molecule: messenger RNA, 1080 nt
Organism: Cladocopium goreaui
Lineage: Eukaryota; Dinophyceae; Suessiales; Symbiodiniaceae
Source: the annotation of a GenBank genome assembly